This is a messenger RNA of Moneuplotes crassus, 1759 nucleotides long. NCBI's taxonomy places the organism in Eukaryota, Ciliophora, Spirotrichea, Euplotida, Euplotidae. The record is from the annotation of a GenBank genome assembly.
AUGCAUUCAAAAUCAUCUGUUUCCCAAUCAAAGCAAGAGCCACAAUCAAAGCCUUACUUAACCAACCCUGUGAGGAAGCAUGAUUUUAAACACAUUAUAAACUCUAAAGAGAACAUUAUUAGAAAAAGGAAUAAGAAAUUCAGCUUGGAAAGAUGCAAUAAAUUUACUACUGUAGAUAAUGCCGAUAAAGCUUCCUCUUUCCAUACAAAUAGUCAGUAUACAUCAUCUGCUGCAAGAAGUAGACAACAGAUGUAUACGCUUGAUCUUGGCUCUUUUCAGAAGGAUUAUGGAGAGGCUAAUUCUCAAGCAAAUGCUAAUCAUCUAGGGAUGCCUCGGAAAUCUCUACCCUUGAAUCAGAGGCUACAGCAGACUCCUGAGCAUAAACAUAAGCCUAAAGGAAACUUUGAGACUAAAAUAAGUAUUUUGGAGAAUAUUGGGACUUAUGAGAAAGAAAAUAGGACAUUACUCAAAUCAAAUAUUUUAUCCAUCAGAAAUAUGUUUGAGAAUGAACUCACAUUGGAUAUCUCUCUAGUUAAUGAAUACGGAAAAGACUCUGAAAAUUCACAGAAAGGAUCAAGCAAAGAAGAGGAGAUUAAGAAAUUUUUAAGAGAUUCAAGUAUCUCAAUAGAAAAAUUGCAGACCCAGCUUAAUAAGAUCACUAAGGAAUCGAAAGAUAGUCAGACUAUCUGUAAUUUCAUGGGCAUUAAGACUAAAGAUGAUGCCUUACGUAUCUGUUAUGAAACUAUUAGGUACAUAGAAGUAUUAUGGAAUCAGAUGAUUGCUUUGGAAACCUCUCUUAUUUAUAAAUGCAAUCAUAAAAUUGAAUCAAACCACUUCAGUAAAACAAUGGUAUCAGAGCUAGAUAGCUCUUUUAAAGGGUUUGAAAGCUUCUUCAGAAACAGAACUUUGUCUUACAAAUAAAAUUAUGGAGAAAGUCACAAAAAUUUUAGAUGGUGAUCUUCCUUCCAAAAGUUUAGCAGAUACUCAUAACCUCUCAAGGUCUAUUCAUCAAUUAAAAAGCAUCAGUGAUCUCAGACAUCAUAAUCUUGAUCCAAUACAUCCUGGUCGGGAUGAUUUUGGAAGGAGUUCACAUAUCAUGGUCCCCAAUAAACUCUCUCUAGGGGUAGAGUCUUAUAAAGCAAAACUGGAGCCUAUCAGCAAAUCUGUUGACAAGAGAGCUACUCCUUUAAAGAAAGCUAAGAAAAUAUCUUUCAAGAAUAAGUCUUAUAAAACCAUAAAGAAGGCAAUUGAUUAUUGCCAAGGAAGAAUUUGUACAAAUGAGUUCCUCAGUUCUAUUCUUGGAUAUGUUGAGUCUAACUUUCAAACUUUCCCAGACAUGCAGGAGUCCAUUAAAGAUAAACAGGAAGAAUGUGAUAUAUUGAAGAGCAGGUGAGAGCUAUUAGAAAAGCAUGUAACUGAAUCAGAGAGCCUCAACAAGCAUCUUACUAACGAAAUCGAGAGAUAUCAGACCCUAUGAGAAAACAACCUAAAAGAGGAUUCUUCCACAUCUAUAAAAUUAAUUACAGAGAAUUUGAAUUCUCCUGAAUUGACAAAGAUACAAUCAACAAAAUAGCUCUAUUGAGAAAUUAGAAGUAGAUAAAUUUACUUCAGCAAAGAAAGACUUAAAGGAUUCGAAGCCCAAGAAGCUAAAGUUCAGUAAGAUGGGGAAACCGAUUAAACUCAAGCUUAAGAAUGGUUCAAGUGUUUUAAAAAACUACAAAAAUAUAUAAAUUUAACAAGUGAUUUCAAUAACUUAAAA